AUGGAAGAGGAAAAUCUCAAUGCCACGGUGACUUAUUUCAUUUUAUCUGGUUUUUCAUAUAACAUUCCAGUCCAGAUCUUUCUUUUUUGUGUGUUUUCACUCAUUUAUGUAAUAACAUUAAUGGGGAAUAUUGCCAUCAUAAUGGUAAUAAGGAACUGUAGUCAUCUUCAAAAUCCCAUGUACUUUUUCCUGAGUCACCUUUCUUUUCUGGAUAUUUGCUAUUCCUCAGUCACAGUCCCUAAAGUUCUCCUCAAUUUCUUCAAUGGUCAAACCAUUUCCUAUAAUAAGUGCAUUACUCAGAUGUUUUUCAUCCUUCUAACAGGUGGUGCAGAAGUAUUUAUUCUUACAGCAAUGGCUUAUGACCGAUACAUUGCCAUACAUGAUCCACUUCAUUAUAUAGAAACAAUGAAUGUAUUAUUUUGUAAACAGUUAGUGGGAAGUGCUUGGACAACUGGAUUAUUAUAUGCUAUUGCAAAUACCGUGCCUGUACUGAAGCUAGUAUUCUGUGGUCCAAAUAUUAUCAGACAUUUCUCUUGUGAAUUUCCAUCUCUUCUUGCCUUGUCUUGCACUGAAACCACAGCAAGUAAAAUAAUGUUCUAUGUUACUGGUGGCAUAGUUGGGAUGUUCACAUUUUCACUUACUCUAGUGUCCUAUAUCAAUAUUUUCAUCACAAUCCUGAAGAUGAAUUCAGCAGAAGCUAGGAAGAAAACCUUUUCCACCUGCAGUUCUCAUCUCAUUGUGGUGGCUUUAUUCUAUGUGACUGGCUACUUUCGGUAUCUGAGACCCAAUUCAAUCUCUUCAGUUGUUAUGGAUGAACUCUCCUCUGUACAAUAUAGCAUUUCUACACCCAUGUUAAACCCAAUCAUAUACAGUCUUAAGACUAAAGAAGUAAGGGAAGCUAUUAAGCAAUUCCUGAUUAUUAAGCAAAUAAACCAAUGA
Messenger RNA from Pantherophis guttatus, 939 nucleotides. NCBI's taxonomy places the organism in Eukaryota, Metazoa, Chordata, Lepidosauria, Squamata, Colubridae. The record is from RefSeq and is a predicted model, not a curated record.